Molecule: messenger RNA, 1566 nt
Organism: Nerophis lumbriciformis (worm pipefish)
Lineage: Eukaryota; Metazoa; Chordata; Actinopteri; Syngnathiformes; Syngnathidae
Source: RefSeq, a predicted model, not a curated record
GGCCAGCAGUGCCUCCAGCACGCCGCCCGCAGCACGCUCAUCCUCCCGGUUUCCCUCGUCCACGGCAAAUUCGGAGCGCUGCGCCUGGAGAGCCUGCUGAAGAGCAACGCUGGAGGACGAGAGGUAGUCGUCGUUGUCUUCUUUGUACCAGUUGUUUCACGUAACUGCGUUUUGGCCGCAGGAAUGGGCGAUGGAAUGCGCCGCAGCUUUGCAAUGAGACACGCGUGGCUCUGCUUCUUGCUCGCCAGCCUCACCUGCCGUCUGAGCCUCCAGCAAGAGGCGACAGGGACGCCCACCGAGGCGGAAUUAAUUAACAACAUUACCGUGUUCACUCGCAUCCUGGACGGACUGCUCGAUGGCUACGACAACAGGCUCCGCCCUGGACUGGGAGAAAAGGUGACGGAGAUCAAAACCAACAUUUUUGUCACCAGCUUCGGUCCUGUCUCGGAUACAGAAAUGGAGUACACCAUCGACGUGUUCUUCCGCCAGAGCUGGAAGGACGAGCGCUUGUGCUUCGAAGGCCCCAUGAAGAUGCUGCCGCUGAACAACUUACUGGCUAGCAACAUCUGGACACCCGACACGUUCUUCCUCAACGGCAAGAAGUCCAUCGCGCACAACAUGACAACACCUAACAAGCUGCUGAGGCUGCAGGACGACGGCACGCUGCUCUACACUAUGAGAUUGACCAUAUCUGCGGAGUGCCCAAUGCAACUGGAGGACUUCCCCAUGGACGCGCACGCUUGUCCCCUUAAGUUUGGAAGCUAUGCGUACCCGGUUUCAGAGGUUGUCUACACAUGGGAUAAAGGCGCUGCCAAGUCAGUGGUGGUUGGCGAGGAGGGCUCUCGUCUCAACCAGUACCACCUGAUUGGUCAGACGGCCGGCACAGAGGACAUCUCCACCAGCAGAGGUCAGUACACAGUGAUGAUGGCUCACUUCUACCUGAAGAGGAAGAUUGGCUACUUCGUCAUCCAGACGUACAUGCCGUGCUUCAUGACCGUCAUCCUGUCGCAAGUCUCUUUCUGGCUCAACCGCGAGUCUGUGCCCGCACGCACCGUCUUUGGCGUGACCACGGUGUUGACCAUGACCACGCUCAGCAUCAGCGCUCGUAACUCAUUGCCCAAAGUGGCCUACGCCACCGCCAUGGACUGGUUCAUCGCCGUGUGCUACGCAUUCGUUUUCUCCGCCCUCAUUGAGUUUGCUACGGUUAACUACUUCACCAAGCGGAGCUGGGCCUGGGACGGCAAGAAGGCCAUGGAGGCCCAACAACCCAAACGGAAGGAUCCUUUGGCGCUGUCCAAGAAGCCCAACAACGCCUGCGCGGCCGGCGUCAACUACACGGCCAACCUGACCAAGGACGCGUCGGUGUCCACCAUUUCCAACAGCACGUCCGUGCAGCUCAAGGCGGCCCCUGAGUCCAAGGGCGCCGACCCCAAGAAGACGUACAACAGCGUGAGCAAGAUUGACAAAAUGUCCCGCAUCGUGUUCCCUGUGCUCUUCGGCACCUUCAACCUGGUCUACUGGGCCACCUAUCUCAACCGGGAGCCUGUCAUUAAGGGAGCCGUUUAG